CAUAGUACUGAUUUCUAUAAAUAAAAAAAAGAUAAAAAAAAACAAUGUACCUACUACGUAAAACCCUUCAGUGCAUAUUAUUUUUUCAAAUUAUUUUUAUGUUCCCAAUUUUUUAUUAUACGAUUCUGAGGGAUAGCUGUAGAAAAAUUCACAAUAUUCGCAAAUGUCCUUCACGGCAGAUAACGGAAAGGAAGUCCUUCAAAGACUCAUUUUCCGCUGUGACAAAAAGGGGCACAAAGAGGGAUUUGACGAGGAAAUCAUCGGAAUGAUGACCCCGAGAUAAAUCUCAGCAAGUUUUGUCGCUUCCAAAAUGAUUCUUAAUGAUCUAACGGGAAACGGGACCACAGUGAGUUUGUUAGCCCGAAAGGCAAACAAACUCAUUCAUACAACAAAGGGCAGUGGAGCAAGGUCAACCAGAAGCAUAAUUCCUAGAAGCUGGUUCUGAGACAAUGGAUACAUUUCCUCGUAGGAUUCACCGGAGAGCAAAUGAAAGGGAUCUCUCCCGAGGAAUCCAAGGGAACUCGCCGGUCCGUCGUUUCUCCACGGUGGCAUUUCACCCGCGUUGCCCAUGUUGCCCCAUCGACACGGCGGAGUAACGAGGGAGUAACGAGGGAGUAACGAGGGAGCAGACCCGCAAAGCUGUCGAAUAAUUACCUCCUUUUUUCUCUGUGGUUUCCAAAGAAAGGCGAGCUGGAAACCCAACGGGAGCGGAUGGAAGGGUCUGUCCAGCGAGAGUGAGUCGAUAGGAUCGCGAUCGGUCGAUUCUCUCUCCUGACCUCCCUCCUUCCUCCCAUGCCGACCCGCGACCCGCUGAGGCUACUAUCGACACGGUGCAUCGAUUCAAGUCUGCCCAACGCAAUUCUCUGGUUCAAUAGAAGCGAAACCGGUCGCGAAGCCGCAUGCCUGGUCCGUGCCCGUGACAAAGGGUAUUAGACCUUACACUAUUACCCGAGCAAACUCUGGUUCACAGCAAGAAGAUCCUCUUAAAAAAAAAAGAAAAAAAAAUUCUUCGUUUUUCAAAUUUUCAUGCGGAACCUUAUUGCAAAUAAAAAAAAUAUUCAACUCUUCCGCGCCUCACUAGCACGCCCAGCUCUUGCGACUAAUUCGUUGACUACGAAACAGAACUUGCCGAAAAAUGAAUCUGAACAUAGGAAGUACCAAACCAAGGACAGUUUUCUUAACGAUAGCAAUUGGAUCCAACUUUUUCUUGCCUUCAGCUAUGAUAAAUACAGAGCAUAUGCAUCUAAAUGCAUCCAAGGGAAGUCCCACGGAACAGGAACAGGUCACAGCAAUGCACAAUUAUAUGAGAUACUCGCCUUUGUGGUAUGUGGGACUGUGUCAGAUGUGCAACUGUGCAGAAUGUUCGACAGGAGUCCCAGGGCCAACCCUCCCCUCCCGAGGCAUUAAAGCCAUCAACUUCUGCUCUACCAUAGCAAGAAGCGCAGAAAGAGAGAGAGAUGUCCCCCAACGACAACAACAGCAAGACAGAGCCGAAGGAGGACAUCCAGGAGACAGGGAGACUCUACGAGCACGAGCCCGAGCCCCAAGAGCAUGGGAACGUCGGCACGGGCCCCACGGACAAGGUCUACGAGAAGCAGUACGUCUGGGGGAACAUCAUCCGCUUCUCGAUCUUCCACAUUGGCGCCGUGUAUGGCAUCUACCUUGCGUGCACUCAGGCCUCAUGGACCACCUUUGUGUUUGGAAUCAUUGUGGGCAUAUCAUCUGCACUCGGAAUAACGGCAGGAGCUCAUCGCCUUUGGUGUCAUAGGGCCUAUAAGGCGAAAUUUCCCUUUCGUCUCCUCCUGGCCUUCCUAAACACAAUAGACAUUCAAAGAGGCUUCUUCUUCGCUCACAUGGGAUGGCUCCUGGUCAGGAAGCAUCCGGAAGUGAUGAGGAAGGGCAAAACCAUCGACUGCAGCGACCUCCUGGAGGAUCCCAUCGUCUACUACCAGUGGAAAUUCUACUUCCCGCUGUCGAUACUGUGCUGCUUCGUCAUCCCGGCCGUGACCCCAUGGUAUUUUUGGGGGGAGGACCUGUGGGUCGCCUUCUGGUACUGCUCCAUCGGGCGCUAUAUCCUGUCCGUUCACGGGACGUGGCUGGUGAACAGUGCCGCUCACCUCUGGGGACAGAAGCCGUAUGACAAGAACAUCGGACCGGUGGAGCAACCAAUCGUCGGAGCCCUGGCGCUCGGCGAGGGCUGGCACAACUACCACCAUGUCUUCCCCUGGGACUACAAGACUUCGGAGCUACCCUGGUACCACGUGAACCUGACAACAAUGUUCAUCGACGCGGCCGCCUACCUGGGCCAGGCCUACGACCUGAAGACGGUCGACCCGGAGGUGGUGGAGAAACGGGUCUACGAGAAGCAAUACGUCUGGAGGAACAUCUACAUCUUCUCGAUGUUCCACAUCGGAGCCGUGUAUGGCCUCUACCUAGCAUUCACUCGGGCAUCGUGGACCACCUUCGUGUUUGGAAUCAUUGUGGGCAUAUCAUCUGCGCUCGGAAUAACGGCAGGAGCUCAUCGUCUUUGGUGUCAUAGGGCCUACAAGGCGAAAUUUCCCUUUCGCCUCCUCCUGGCAUUCCUAGACACCAUGGACAUUCAAAAUUCCAUCUACGUGUGGAGUCGGGACCAUCGAGUGCACCAUAAGUUCAGCGAGACCGACGCCGAUCCACACAACGCGAAGAGAGGCUUCUUCUUCGCUCACAUGGGAUGGCUUCUGGUCAGGAAGCAUCCGGAAGUGAUGAGGAAGGGCAAAACCAUUGACUUCAGCGAUCUCCUGGAGGAUCCCAUCGUUUACUACCAAAGGAAAUUCUACGUGCCGCUGGCGAUACUGUGCUGCUUCGUCAUUCCGGCCGCGACACCGUGGUAUUUUUGGGGGGAGGACCUGUGGGUCGCCUUCUGGUACUGCUCCAUCGGGCGCUAUAUCCUGUUCCUUCACGGGACGUUCUUGGUGAACAGUGCCGCUCACCUCUGGGGACAGAAGCCGUAUGACAAGAACAUCGGACCGGUGGAGCAACCCAUCGUGGGAGGCCUGGCGUUCGGCGAGGGCUGGCACAACUACCACCAUGUCUUCCCCUGGGACUACAAGACGUCGGAGCUACCCUGGUACCACGUGAACCUGACAACAAUGUUGAUCGACGCGGCCGCCUACCUGGGCCAGGCCUACGACCUGAAGACGGUCGACCCGGAGGUGGUGGAGAAACGGGUGAAGCGGACCGGCGACGGCUCUCACUUCAGCAAGACGGAGCUGAAGGAGGACAUCCAGGAGACAGGAAGACUCUACGAGCACGAGCCCGAACCCCAAGAGCAUGGGAACGUCGGCACGGGCCCCACGGACAAGGUCUACGAGAAGCAGUACGUCUGGAGGAACAUCUACAUCUUCUCGAUGUUCCACAUCGGAGCCGUAUAUGGCCUCUACCUUGGGUUCACUCGGGCAUCGUGGACCACCUUUGUCUUCGGAAUCAUUGUGGGCAUAUCAUCAGCGCUCGGAGUAACGGCAGGAGCUCAUCGCCUUUGGUGUCAUAGGGCCUACAAGGCGAAAUUUCCUUUCCGCCUCCUCCUGGCAUUCCUAGACACCAUGGACAUUCAAAAUUCCAUCUACGUGUGGAGUCGGGACCACCGAUUGCACCACAAGUUCAGCGAGACCGACGCCGAUCCACACAACGCGAAGAGAGGCUUCUUCUUCGCUCACAUGGGAUGGCUCCUGGUCAGGAAGCAUCCGGAGGUGAUGAGGAAGGGCAAAACCAUCGACUGCAGCGACCUCCUGGAGGAUCCCAUCGUCUACUACCAGAGGAAAUACUAUCUGCCGCUGGGGAUACUGUGCUGCUUCGUCAUCCCGGCCGUGACCGCGUGGUACUUUUUGGGGGAGGACCUGUGGGUCGCCUUCUGGUACUGCUCCAUCGGCCGCUACGUCUUAUUCAUUCACGGGACAUGGCUGGUGAACAGUGCCGCUCACCUCUGGGGAGAGAAGCCGUAUGACAAGAGCAUUGGACCGGUGGAGCAACCCAUCGUGGGAGGCCUGGCGUUCGGCGAGGGCUGGCACAACUACCACCAUGUCUUCCCCUGGGACUACAAGACGUCGGAGCUGCCGUGGUAUCACGUGAACCUGACGACGAUGCUCAUCGACGCGGCCGCUUACCUGGGCCAGGUCUACGAUCGCAAGACGGUCGACCCGAGGGUGGUGGAGCGGCGGGUGAAGCGGACCGGCUUCCUUUAUUUCCUUGUCCUUUUCGAAGCCUUCAUGCUCGGUUUAACAUCUUCACUCGGAGUGACGGCAGGAGCCCACCGCCUCUGGAGUCACGGGAGCUACAAGGCGAAAUUCCCCUUCCGCUUCCUCCUGGCCUUCCUGUUCACGUGUAAUAUUCAGAAUGACAUCUACGUGUGGAGUCGGGACCACCGCCUGCACCACAAGUUCAGCGAGACCGACGCCGAUCCACACAACGCGAAGAGAGGCUUCUUCUUCGCUCACAUGGGAUGGCUCUUCGUCAGGAAGCAUCCGGAGGUGAUGAGGAAGGGCAAGACCAUCGACUGCAGCGACCUCCUGGAGGAUCCCAUCGUCUACUACCAGAGGAAAUUCUACGCGCCGCUGGCGCUGUUCUGCUGCUUCGUCUUCCCUGCGGUCACCCCCUGGCUGCUGUGGGGGGAGGACCCGUGGGUGGCCUUCUGGUACUGCUCGGUCGCGAGGUACAUCCUCUUCAUUCACGGGACGUGGAUGGUGAACAGCGCCGCGCACCUCUGGGGCCUCAAGCCGUACGACAAGUACAUCGGACCGGUGGAGCAGCCCAUCCUGAGGGUCCUGGCGUUCGGCGAGGGCUCGCACAACUACCACCACACCUUCCCCUGGGACUACAGGACGUCGGAGCUGCCUGGGGGGACGGGACUCACGUCGAGUGGGGGGACGGGACUCACGGCAAGCGGGGCGAGAAGGCCGAACGGUCGUAUUCGACAACUGUCGAUCCUAAAUUCAGCUGCCGAAGCAGAUCGGGCACCAGGAAGGAACUAUCUAUUUUGCAUGAUGAAUAUGAAUGAUGAAUUCAUGAUUCAUGUCAUUCGUGGUCGAUAUCAUUCAUCUCUUAAGGAGACAUAUCGUGACGAUGCAUUUCACCAUUGUCUGAACAGGGAAGAAUCACCUCUUCGUGUCUGCGAACCUCUUCAGGCUCUUCUCAUUUGUGGCUUCGCGAAAUGA
Molecule: messenger RNA, 5186 nt
Organism: Darwinula stevensoni
Lineage: Eukaryota; Metazoa; Arthropoda; Ostracoda; Podocopida; Darwinulidae
Source: the annotation of a GenBank genome assembly